AUGCCAUCGCUGGAUAACAUUCCGGUCUCCGUCCCAGAGAUGGACACCUUGGACGAUGCGAAGGAGGCUGCUGUGACGGCGCUGCUUGAAGCCGUCUGCAGCCACUACGGCGGCACCUACCCGCCUCAGUUCGCAAAGUGCAAGGACGAUGCGGACAGAAGAAUCCUGGCGUAUAAAUAUCUAAAGGCCCGCGCUUGGAAAGCGAAGGAUGCAAUGGAGAUGAUCACGACAACCAUGCUAUUUAGGGAGCAAAACAGGGCCGAUUCUAUGAACUUAUUUCCUUGUGUUUUUUCCAUCCGCGGCUUUGAUGAAGAGGACUUGUGCCGCACCCUACGCGAGCCCUAUGCGGAGCCGGAGAAGGAGUUCAAGCUCUACUUCCUCGCUGCGGGUCCCUACUACUCGGCGGGCUACCAUUAUUGGGACAAGGAGGGGCACCCUGUGUUGUACGACUUUUCCGGUCGGUGCAACGUCAAGGAACUCUUGAGGUCGUACGCGUCAAUAACCCCGGUGGGCAAAGGGGAUAAGGACGCCAUUUUGCAUUACCAUCUUUAUAUGAAUCUCGUACAGGAGAGACUGGUGAAAUACGCCGAUGUGAAGAGUGUAGGGAGAGGGGGUCGCCGUAUCCUUGGCGUGACCGCGAUUAUGGAUAUGGAGGGGCUUCAUCUGGGGAUGUUUAACUCGCAUAUCGUGGGUAUUGUGCGCGCCAUCUUUACUAUGGAUCAAAUGUACUUCCCUGAGGCGCUACACCGCCUUUUAGUGAUCAACUGUCCUAGCGUUGUCAUGUAUGCCUUUGGAUUGCUCCGCGGCUCGCUUGAUGCAAACACCCAACAGAAGGUGGUCUUCUGUGACAAGGCAAACUCUGCGGCUGCAGUGAAGAAAAUUAUUGAUGAGGACAAAAUACCAAAGUUCCUGGGUGGAUCCUGUGAGUGUACGGGCGGUUGCGUGCCAGGCAUGGAUUCGGUGUGUAAAGGACUUGCGGAUGUCUCUUCCCCCAUCCCUCUUACGGAGGACAUCUCCAUCUCGGCGGGGAAGCGGCAUGCGAGGGAGCUCCUGCUUCAACCAGGGGAAGAGGUUCAGUGGGAGUUCAGGUGUGCGAAAUCUAAAGGGGGACACGCGACCGAUAUUCAUUUCCACGUGUCGUUUACGGCACACGACGAGCUUCAGGCUUCGAAGCGCCCUCGGACCGACCCGCCGCUGGACUCGCGUAGGUCUUCAAGGAGUUCUCAAAAAACGUCAGACUUGUUUACAAGCCUCAAGACGUUGAGGUCGGGGAAAGUGGAAAUGGACAGCGACCGUUUUUUGGCCAACGAGCGUGGGAUGUUGAAAUUGGUGUGGGAUAAUCACGCGUCGUGGGUGCACAGCAAGCAUGUGCAACUGCGCAUUUUCAAAAGCGGGGGCUGA
Trypanosoma conorhini is the source of this 1401-nucleotide messenger RNA. RefSeq lists its product as uncharacterized. Bases 1 to 1401 code for a protein of 466 amino acids. The record is from RefSeq and is a predicted model, not a curated record. The transcript has a single exon. NCBI's taxonomy places the organism in Eukaryota, Euglenozoa, Kinetoplastea, Trypanosomatida, Trypanosomatidae.